AUGUCAGAAGUAAAGAAUAGUGUUAUACAAGAGAUUAUAAAGAAGAUACAAAGAUAUGUAUUCGAGAGACGGUUACGUAUUGACGAGGCAUUCGCUGACUUUGAUCCAUAUAAACAUAAGAUUAUCACUUCGACUCAGUUUAUUAGAGCUUAUGAACUCUUGGCACAAUACUAUCAAGUGCAGAAUGGUAUGAUACAUUAUGCUAAUUUCUGUGAUGAUGUAAAUAAAGUAUUCUGUUUAUAUAAGCACUUAGAGAAGUAUCCAACAGUAGAGAUACCACAACCAGGUAGUACUAUUGGUGAAGAAAAACAUGAUCAUAUCACUACUACUACUAUCACCGACCUUGAUGAGAAAAGGUUUGAGGUCUUUGAUCAUCAUAAUACUGGUAGUGUUACUACUACACAAUUCUUGCGGAACUUCCCAUUAUAUGGAGCUCUUACUAAGGAUGAGAAGGAUAUAUUACUCAAACGGGCUCUUAAUGUGAGGUAUGUAGCACUAUGUAAUGAUGUAGAUGUAAUAUUCACUAAUAAUCGUGUUAUUGAUGAUCUCACUUUCCAACCUUCAAUGCCUGGAUCAUUAAAGACUAGUCCUACUAGAGGUAGUAAUGAUAAUAAUAGUAGACAAUUGAGUAAGGAGGAAAUGACAGUGAUCGAGAGUAUUGAAAGACAUAUUAUUGCAAGGAUAAAGCAGUUAAGGAUCCCAUUGAAACCUCAAUUUAUCAACUUUGAUAAAUGUGCUACACACACUGUUAGUGUAUCACAAUUUAAAAGGGUGCUCGUUGGACUGCUGAGAUUUGAUGAUAGUCUUAGUGAGGAAGAUAUGGAUCUAUUAGCAAAGAAGUUUACCAAGAAGUAA
Perkinsus marinus ATCC 50983 is the source of this 855-nucleotide messenger RNA. RefSeq lists its product as hypothetical. Bases 1 to 855 code for a protein of 284 amino acids. The transcript is spliced from 8 exons. NCBI's taxonomy places the organism in Eukaryota, Perkinsozoa, Perkinsida, Perkinsidae. The record is from RefSeq and is a predicted model, not a curated record.